AUGGAGCGAGCUGUGGUGAGAAUCACCCUCAUUGGGCUGAUGGUGGCUUUGGCAGCCACACUACCAAACAAGGACGACUGGAACAUCUACAGCUUCCACAUUAACUCCACAGUCAGUAGCCGCUAUGCCACCACCGUCAUCACAAGCCGUGUGGCAAACCGCAUGGCCGAGUCCAAGGAAGUAGAGUUCCAUGUCCGGAUCCCCAAGAACGCCUUCAUCACUAAAUUCAGAAUGUUUAUAGAUGGCCAGGUGUAUGAUGGGAACGUGAAGGAGAAAGAGCAGGCGCAGAGGCAGUACACCACCGCUGUGUCCCGAGGUCAAAGUGCUGGAAUCGUCAGUUCAGUGGGGAGGACUCUGGAGGAGUUCAAGACCUCUGUCACCGUUUCUGCACACAACAAGGUCACUUUUGAACUCACAUAUGAGGAGCUGAUGAAACGCACGCUUGGGAAGUACGAGCUGCAGAUCCACGCUCGACCCAUGCAGCCUGUCAAAGACUUCAAGAUUGAUGUGCACAUUCAGGAGAAAGCUGGAAUCAGUUUCCUGGAUGUAAAAGGAGGACUGAGCACUAAUGCCCUGGCUAAUGCCAUCACUCGAACCCAAGCAGACAAAAAGGCCUGGGUGCAUUUCUAUCCUACCGAGGACCAACAGAAAGCAUGUGACAGCUGUGAUGAGCAGGGUUUGAAUGGAGAUCUGGUUAUUGUUUAUGACGUCAACAGGAACUCCACACUGGGAGACAUCAUGAUAUCUAAAGGAUACUUUGUUCAUCACUUCGCUCCAUCCAGUCAUUCCCGAAUACCAAAAAAUGUUGUCUUUAUCAUUGAUCGAAGUGGCUCAAUGCGUGGCAGGAAAAUUGAACAGACUCGAACAGCAUUGAUCCACAUUCUGGGUGACCUGGCAGAAGACGACUACUUUGGUCUCAUUACUUUCAAUAACAAAAUUUUCCACUGGAAACAAGAACUUGUUCAGGCAAACAGUGCAAACUUGGACAGUGCAAAGAAUUUUGCACGAGAAAUUUCAGAUAGAGGAGGCACUGACAUUAACAGAGCAGUGCUGGAAGGAUCCAAUAUGCUGAACGCACAUCCCAGAGAAGGCUCAGCAUCUCUCCUCAUACUUCUUACAGAUGGAGAUCCAACCUCAGGAGAGACAAAUAUUGAAAGAAUACAUUCAAACGUAAGACAAGCCAUUGCAGGAAAGUUCCCACUCUAUUGUCUUGGCUUCGGUUUUGAUGUGAAUUUUGAGUUCCUGGAGAAAAUGGCACUUCAGAACAAUGGCGUAGCGCGCCGGAUUUAUGAGGAGUCUGAUGCUGCCAUUCAGCUGAAGGGUUUCUAUGAAGAAGUGGCCACUCCUCUACUGACCAAUGUAACCAUGUCCUACAAAGGUGGGAGCAAUCUAACCCAGACUGUCUUCAGCCAGUAUUACAAUGGCUCUGAGAUCGUGGUGGCUGGUCAGAUCGACGACAACAACAUUGACUCCUUCAUUCCUCAAGCUGUGGCCAUUACGAGAACUGAAAGAAAGACCUUUUCUGAAACAAACAACCCGGUGGAGACAAGUGAAACAGUGUCUGACAACCAAACUCAGAGAGUUUGGGCCUACCUCACUGUCAAACAGCUUCUGCAGAAAGAGCUGCUCAUGUCUGGACCCGAGAAAGAGGAAGUGAAGAAAAAUAUCUUGGAGCUGUCUCUGAAGUACAGCUUUGUGACCCCGCACACAUCCAUGGUGGUCACCAAGCCCCCCGGAGAGACGGCCGAUGUACUGGAUAAACCAAAGGAGGGGAAACAAGAAUCUCGGAUCUCAGGAAAUCCUCUUCAAGGAGCUCUUCCUCCUCCUCCAGCUCCUCGUCUGCACAGAUUUUUGAUUACAACUGAAACUAUGGCCCUGUCUAUAUGCUUUGACGUCCCUGGAGAUCCCUUCAUUAAACUGCUUCACCAUCCCAGUAGAGAGUUGUUUGUAAAUGGGGAGCUCGAUUCAGAAACAACUGGAGUCUUCCAGAAGAUUGUCAUCCACUUUGAAGCUGAUAAAUAUGUUGAGGUUGACGUCAAAGGAGCCACGAUACGAGUGGGAGAGAAUACAACACGACUCACUGGAGACGAUGUGUUCACAAAUGACAGUUUGACGGUGAUCACAAGGUCUAAGGAAAUAGACAUUGCAGCUGGAGACGCACGAAUAGUAAUCAUUGUCCAUGAAAAGGCUGGUAGAGAGUUCCUCUGGCCCGUCAUGAGACAGAAACCAUCGGCCACCAACAUUGAGGGACUUUUAGCUCUAAAACCAGCAGAAUAUGAGGAUAUAAAAGACUUUCCUGUUGUAACAAAGAAGAUGAAAGACCAGGAGUUCCCUGUUACAAGUGACAUUGCUGUUAACUACAGCGUCACCCCUCCUGAGACGAUGAUAUGCUGGCUGUCGCCUGCUGACUCUGCCUUGGAGAGACCUCUCAAUGAUUUCUUCGUUGCUCAACUUUGA
Messenger RNA from Salarias fasciatus (jewelled blenny), 2457 nucleotides. Its product is annotated as inter-alpha-trypsin inhibitor heavy chain H3-like. The coding region runs from base 1 to 2457 and encodes 818 amino acids. The transcript has 18 exons. Lineage: Eukaryota; Metazoa; Chordata; Actinopteri; Blenniiformes; Blenniidae. The record is from RefSeq and is a predicted model, not a curated record.